GUGGGUUCGAGAGCAGGGUGUCGCCGCGGUGGCUCCCAUUCGAAGGCGACGGCGGUCGUCUGUUUUGGCUCGCGAGUCCUAAAGGAGGCGAAUUGCUGCUAAACGGCGGUUUUAUUUGACGACGCGUUCGCCCCGCGACUGAUUCCGAUCGCUCCGAGCCGGCGCCGCAGCAGGGGCGUGGGAAUGACGGCUGGUGCGCCAGGCAUUUGAAUUAGCUCGCCGUUAGUCGGAAGACACAGCGAGUCGGGUCGGGUCGGGGAGACAGGAGCCAUUUUGUCCCGACCGUGCGGGAGAGCGAGUGGAAGAAGCGAGGCAUCGCCCGGGACGGGAGACGACUGCGGCUCAGUGUUCUGCUGCUGUAGGGGGCAGCGACCGGGAUCCGGCUAACAGCCUUAUUCGGCGGACACGCGCGGUUCUGGGCGGUACUGACCCGGCCAGCUAAUCAGCACGUCCCAGUUGCACGGCCAGCAGAACGCGGAGCGGCUUGAGAGCGGUUGGCUAAAGGAGCUGGCUCGAGGUCUGUCGCGAGCGCGCUAGAGUAAACGUUUUGUCCCGGUCUCGUGAGCGCGUCCCUGCUGUCCCGAUGGCGAAGAAGACGUACGACCUGCUGUUCAAGCUGCUGCUGAUCGGGGACUCGGGCGUGGGAAAGACCUGCGUGCUGUUCCGCUUCUCCGACGAUGCCUUCAACACAACCUUCAUCUCCACCAUUGGAAUAGACUUCAAGAUCAAGACUGUUGAACUACAGGGAAAGAAGAUCAAACUACAGAUAUGGGACACUGCAGGGCAGGAACGGUUCCAUACCAUCACCACCUCCUACUACAGAGGAGCCAUGGGCAUCAUGCUGGUCUACGACAUAACUAAUGCCAAGAGCUUUGAAAACAUCAGCAAAUGGCUGCGCAACAUUGACGAGCACGCAAAUGAGGAUGUUGAGCGAAUGCUGCUAGGCAACAAGUGUGACAUGGAGGACAAGAGGGUCGUACCAAAAGCCAGGGGGGAGCAGAUCGCCAGGGAGCACGGCAUUAGGUUUUUCGAGACGAGUGCUAAGGCCAACAUCAACAUUGAAAAGGCUUUUCUCACGUUAGCAGAAGACAUCCUAAGAAAGACACCUGUGAAAGAGCCCAACAGUGAAAACGUGGACAUCAGCAGCGGAGGCGGGGUCACGGGCUGGAAGAGCAAGUGCUGCAGCUGAACAACUCACCUCCGUCUCAGUCACACACACGACCACACACACUAACACGCACACACAAGAGACAGACACACACUCUCUCCACCUCCUCUCUCUGUCUAACGACUAACCCUGACCCCCGCCCUCUAACCUGUCACAUGACCUCUCGCACACUGACACUGUCUCAGAUAAACAGUAAACCACUUCUCUCUCUCUCGUCUGCCCCCCGCCCCCCCCCCCCCCUCCACUGCUUUCUGAUGAUUUUCUAUUUCCGAUAAAAAGAGAAAUCACGUCAUGUUUCCUGUCAUUUGUUUUAAAAAAGAAAAGAGACAAAAAGACAAGCUCACAUUUUUAUCAUUCCUUCGCCUGAGCACACCUGCUUGGACCCCCCCCCCUCCCCCCCCCCCUCCAAAACCCAGAGGAAAAUGAAAAAAGUAUAAAAAGUAAAGAAAAGCUGAGUAUAGGUUAACAUUUUGUACACUAGUGGGGUUUCUGUGUCUACUCGUAUUCGGUCAUCUGUCAGUUGUUACCACGGUGACGGAGGCGUGGCUAGCUCCUUUUGUAUGUGGGGUUUAUUUUGUCCUGUGCCUUAUAUGAAAGACAGGGGCGGGGCUGAGUGUUGGGCGGAGUCAUAUCCACCUAACGACGUCACCGUUUGACACCCUGUGAGCUGUGGCUCCUCCCUGCCGAGCGGAACGGAAGCGUUUGAGUCCUCCUGCAGCCACGAGACGGCGGCAUUAUGUCCUCUUUUUACUUCCUGUGGGUUAUUUUGCAUUGUUCUGUUUUUUGUUUUUCUUUUAGGUAUUUUUUUUUUUUUUUAUCCUGCAUGCAGAUUUCUUUGGGUUGGUAGCGUUCCUGUAACAUAUAAUAUUUGCCACUGGGGCAACUGUGGGCGGGAGGCUCAGAAGUUCUCUUUUGGAAUUCAAACAGAUUUGCAGAUCCAUUAAACAAUAAGCUUGUUUAAGUUACCUUGUUUGU
This is a messenger RNA of Lampris incognitus (smalleye Pacific opah), 2143 nucleotides long. RefSeq names its product RAB10, member RAS oncogene family (gene rab10). Gene Ontology annotation, cellular component: Golgi apparatus; insulin-responsive compartment; recycling endosome. Lineage: Eukaryota; Metazoa; Chordata; Actinopteri; Lampriformes; Lampridae. Bases 584 to 1189 code for a protein of 201 amino acids. The transcript is spliced from 6 exons. Gene Ontology annotation, biological process: cellular response to insulin stimulus. Gene Ontology annotation, molecular function: GTP binding; GTPase activity. The record is from RefSeq and is a predicted model, not a curated record.